AUGCCUGUGGCGUCGACUGGCACAGAGCCUGCGGCACCCCCCCAGGUCCUGGAUACCCUGAGUGACAGCAACAGCUCCACCACCGCCAAUGACCUGGACCUCAUCUUCCUCAAGGGCAUCAUAGACAGCCCCGUGGAGCCAGAGAGUCUGGAAGAGACCAGGUUGGAGGCAGUGAGGGACAACAACGUAGAGCUGGUCGAGGAGAUCCUCAGAGAGCUGAGUCCCUUCACACACCAAAGCAACAGCGCAGCAGAGCUCACGCGCAUCCUCAACGAACCCCACUUUCAGUCACUGCUGGAGACCCAUGACUCUGUGGCGUCCCAGGUGUGUGACACCCCUCCCCCCAGCCCCUGUGCCUACAUGGAGCUCCCUGUCAGCAACCAGCCCGUGCCACCAGAUGCCGUCCGGAUGGUGGGCAUCCGCAAAGUGGCUGGUGAACACUUGGGCGUGACUUUCCGUGUGGAGGCGGGGGAGCUGGUGAUUGCCAGGAUCCUCCACGGAGGGAUGAUCGACCAGCAGGGACUCCUUCAUGCGGGUGACAUCAUCAAGGAGGUGAACGGGAAGGAGGUGGGUGAGGACCCGAGGGUUCUGCAGGAGAUCCUGCAGGAUGCCAGCGGCAGCGUGGUGCUCAAGAUCCUCCCUAGCUAUCAGGAGGGCCACGCGCCAGGACAGGUGUUUGUGAAGUGUCACUAUGACUACGACCCGGCCAAUGACAACCUGAUCCCGUGUAAAGAGGCAGGGCUUAAGUUCUACACAGGUGACAUCCUGCAGAUCGUCAAUCAGGAUGACCUCAACUGGUGGCAGGCUCGUCGUUGUGUGGAGGGAGGCAGUGCUGGGCUGAUCCCCAGUCAGCUGCUAGAGGAGAAGAGAAAAGCCUUUGUCAAGCGAGACGUGGAGCUGGCCCCCGCAGGAAAUCUUUGUACUGGAGUGGCGGGAAAGAACAAGAAGAAAAAGAUGAUGUAUCUAACCACUAAGAAUGCAGAGUUUGACAGGCAUGAGUUGCUGAUCUAUGAGGAGGUUGCCAAGGUGCCUCCAUUCCGCAGGAAGACGUUGGUUCUGAUUGGUGCUCUGGGAGUGGGCAGACGCAGCCUGAAGAACAAACUGCUGCUGUCUGACCCACAACACUACGGCACCACCAUCCCCCACACCUCCAGAAAGCCAAAGUCAGGAGAGCGGGAGGACCAGAUGUAUGCCUUCACCUCGCGGAGCAAGAUGGAGGCAGACAUCAAGAAUGGCCGCUACCUGGAGCAUGGCGAGUACGACGGCAAUCUCUACGGCACCAAGAUGGACUCCAUCCAUGAGGUGGUGGAGGCCGGUCGCAUCUGUGUACUGGACGCCAAUCCUCAGGCCUUGAAGGUACUGCGGACGUCUGAGUUCCUGCCUUACGUGGUGUUCAUCGAGGCCCCUGAUUUUGAGGUCCUUCAGGCCAUGAACCAGUCGGCCAUCGAGACUGGAGUUGUCACCAAGCAGCUGACGGACUCAGAGCUGAAGAGAACAGUGGAUGAGAGCACCCGCAUCCAGACGGCCUACGGACACUACUUUGACCUCACCAUUGUCAACGACAACCUGGACGAGAGCUACAGGAACCUGAAGGCAGCCCUGGAGAAGGUCUCUGCUACCCAGCAGUGGGUCCCAGUCACCUGGGUCUUCUAG
Salvelinus namaycush (lake trout) is the source of this 1653-nucleotide messenger RNA. Its product is annotated as MAGUK p55 subfamily member 2-like. Gene Ontology annotation, cellular component: cell-cell junction; plasma membrane. The record is from RefSeq and is a predicted model, not a curated record. Bases 1 to 1653 code for a protein of 550 amino acids. NCBI's taxonomy places the organism in Eukaryota, Metazoa, Chordata, Actinopteri, Salmoniformes, Salmonidae. Gene Ontology annotation, molecular function: protein binding. The transcript has 12 exons.